This is a messenger RNA of Neomonachus schauinslandi (Hawaiian monk seal), 2093 nucleotides long. RefSeq names its product zinc finger protein 705A. The coding region runs from base 309 to 1277 and encodes 322 amino acids. The record is from RefSeq and is a predicted model, not a curated record. The transcript has 7 exons. Gene Ontology annotation, biological process: negative regulation of transcription by RNA polymerase II. Gene Ontology annotation, molecular function: DNA-binding transcription repressor activity, RNA polymerase II-specific. Lineage: Eukaryota; Metazoa; Chordata; Mammalia; Carnivora; Phocidae.
CCCAACCCUCAGAGUGUAUUUGGAGAUUGGGCCUUAAAACUGGCAAUUAAGGGGAUUUUUAAGGACCAGACUUGAAGAAUGAGUGCCACUGAUCCCUCCAAAUGGAAUAAGUCCUUGAAUUGAUGAACCCUAUCAUAAAACAGAUUUGGCAAUCCAAAUCCAUGGGCAAGGGAGAGUAGGAAGAGAGUGUGGCUCCAGAAGGCUACCGUGGAUGCUGGGGAACCACUGCUUGGCUUUGCCCGCUUAGUGCUUGGACUGUCUGCGAGUGAAAACCCAGAGAAAGGCACCUGGCAACUGAGUUAUUGACAAUGCAGCCACUGGAAUCAGUGACAUUUGAAGAUGUAGUUGUAGACUUCACCAAGGAAGAGUGGGCCCUGCUGGACAUAUCCCAGCGAAAGCUGUUCAGGGAUGUCAUGCUGGAAAAUAUACGUCAUCUGGUCUCCCUGGGAUAUCAGCAUUGCAAAUCAGAUGUGAUUUUCCCGUUGGAGCAAGGAGAAGAGCUGUGGAGAGAAGGAACUGGAUUUCUCCAAGGCCAGAGUUCAGGCAGGGAAAGUGCCCUUAAAGAACAAGAAUUGAUAGCCACACAACAUAUCAGCAGGAAGGACACAUCUACAAUCAUGCCAGUGCAGAAAUCUCAUACUCCAGAGGAUCCCUUUGAAUAUAAUGCUUUGGAAGAAGAUUUCACUCAUACCUUCAUGUUGACUCAGCAUUUGUUAACUCACACAGAAAAGACACCUUAUAUCAGUAAACAGUGUCCAAAAUCCCUUAGUGACCAGUCGUACCUUAAUCAACAUAAGCAAAUUCACACCAGAGGUAAAUCAUGUGAGUGUCAUCUGUGUGGAAAAGCCUUUAGUAAUUGCUCGAGCCUUAGGAGACAUGAGAUGACUCACACUGGAGAGAAACCAUAUGAAUGCCAUAUCUGUGGGAAUGCCUUUAUUCAAAGCUCUGACCUUAGAAAACACAAUCUAACUCACACUGGAGAGAAACCAUAUGAAUGUCAUCUAUGUGGGAAAGCCUUCAGUCAGUCCUCCAACCUCAGACAGCACGAGAGAACGCACACUGGAGAGCAGCCAUAUGAAUGUCAUCUAUGUGGGAAAGCCUUCAGUAAAUGCUCUGCCCUUCGACGACAUGAGAGAACUCACACUGGAGAAAAACCAUACGAAUGUCAUCUUUGUGGGAAAUCCUUCAGUCAGUGUUCUGCUCUUAGACGACACGAGGGAACCCACAAUGGAGAGAAAAUUAUGAACAUCUUCAGUAAAUAUUCUGACCUUAGAUAACAUGAUAUUAAAAAUGUAACGGAUGUGGGCGAGACUUCAACCACAGCUUUUAACAUUUAAACACACCAGAGGACUUGAACAUUGAAGAAACUCUAAUCAGUGUAGAAGAUCCUUUAGUCAUUCUUACUCAUUUGACGUCCACAAACUUACAUGGAAGAAGUCCCUAUAUGUGACAUCUACGCAGCAAACCCACAGCAGACAUGAGAGAACUCACUCUGUGAACAUAAGGAAUGGAGAGGCUUCAGCAACGGUUCUCAACUUUAAACACAUUAUCGGGCCUGCACAGGGGAAAGCCCCUAGGUCUGUAAUCACUGUGAACAGUAUGCAGCCAGGCACUAGGCAUGGUGCGCACAAGAAAACUCAGUGAAGUCUGAAUAAACACUAACACAAGAUGUAAGAGGAUGAAUGCUCUUGAGGAAUAACAAUUCGUAUAUGUAGUGAAAAAUCAUGAGAAACCCUUUGUUCAUAGAGAAGCAUUUAGGGCACAUGUGAGGAUUCAGACCGUACACAUCACUCAGUGUCGGUGAUCACGUAUUUCUCAGCCAACGUUAAAGUUCUUACAUGAGAUGGCAGUCGUAAAAUCACAGUGGAGAGAACUUCACACAGAUUUUGUAUCAGGAAACUAAGUCUAGGGAAAAACCUCUAAAAUUAGAGCCUUUAACACAGUGUAGCCAAUAAUUCAGGAUUUUGAGAAAAAUAACUACUCAUGGGGAAAAUGUGGCAUAUAAAUGCAAAAAAGUGAUCCAUGCAUAUUGAAUACAGUUUUGUAAGAGAUACUUUUUCAAUACGUUAUUUCCUGUAAAUAUUUAAACAAUA